AUGCUGAGACCUGGAAAUGAGCAAUCACCCUCUGGGGUAACGAAACAGCAUGGAACCAUAUCGCUGCCAUUUAAUCCCAUUGGGGUAACGAAACAGCAUGGAGCCAUAUCGCUGCCGUUUAAUCCCAAUGAGGUCACGAAAAAACAUGGAUCCAUAUCGCUGCCAUUUAAUCUCACUGAGCAUUCAUGCUCCUCCACCUUCGCGUCCUCAAACUCCACCUCCUCGCACUCAAGCUCCUCCACCUCCAUCUCUUCGUCCUCAAGCUCCUACUCCUUGCCCUCAAGCUCCUACUCCUUGCCCUCAAGCUCCUACUCCUUGCCCUCUAGCUCCUCCACCUACACUUCCGCGUCCUUAAGCUCUACUGCCUCGCCCUCUAGCUUACCCAGCUCCACCUCCUCGCCUUCAAGCUCCUCCACCUCUUCUUCAGCGUCCUUAAGUUCCACCUCCAACUCCGCGCCUCAAGCUCCUCAACUUCCAACUCCGCGUCUCCAAGCUCUACCUCCACGCCUUCAAGCUCAUCCACUUUCGCGUCCUCAAGCUACACCUCCUCGCUUUUAA
Procambarus clarkii (red swamp crayfish) is the source of this 558-nucleotide messenger RNA. NCBI's taxonomy places the organism in Eukaryota, Metazoa, Arthropoda, Malacostraca, Decapoda, Cambaridae. The record is from RefSeq and is a predicted model, not a curated record.